AACAAAUAAUAAAAUAAAACAAAAACGUCAUCCCCACUUCUCUCUUUUCUCUCUCUUCCUCUUUCAUGGUCAAUGGAUGGUCAUGCUCUCACCCCGUGCCUCCCCCAAAAAUCUUUUCCCUCAUUGGUUCAUCUCUUCCUUAUUCUUCCCUUCUUCAUUCUUCUUCUUCCUUCUUCACUCCAACCCUCAAAUUCAUUCAUUCAAACUUCAACUUAACUUCUUCUAGCAUGAGAUCAAACCCUCUAUCAACUUCAUCACAAUUACCCUUUUACCCUUCUUCCAACAAUUACAUGUUUUUCUCCAAACUUAUGUUCCUUUUCAUAACAAAAACCUUAUUUUUAUCCUUAUUUUUUGUUCAUGUCUUUUCUACUUGUAACCAACUAGACAAAGAUUCUCUCUUGUCUUUCUCUUCAAAAAUCUUAACUUUUUCACCUCACCCAUCUCUUAAUUGGUCUUCUUCAUCUGAUUGUUGUAAUUGGGAAGGUAUAAUCUGUGAUCAAAAUAAUCACCAUGUUAAACAAAUUUUGUUACAUAAUAGAGGUCUUAAUGGUUUCAUUGAGUUUUCUUUUAUUACUUCACUUCAAUCACUUUCUCAUGUUAAUCUUUCACAUAAUAAACUUCAUGGUAAUCUUCAAAAUCAGUUUUUUUCACUUGUUAAUCAUGUAUUAGUACUUGAUUUGAGUUAUAAUCAUUUCUAUGGUGGAUUACCUAGUAGUAAUGGUAGUGGAAAUGGAAAUGGAAAUAACAGUGUUAUUCAGGAAUUAGAUUUGUCUAGUAAUUCAUUCAAUGGAACAUUACCAGUUUCUUUGAUUCAGAUUCUUGCUGCAAAAGGGAAUUUGAUUUCUUUCAAUGUUAGUAACAACACUUUCACAGGUCAUAUUCCAAUUUCAAGCUUUUGUAUUAAUAAUUCUGCUAUAAGAUUCUUGGAUUUUUCAUCCAAUGAUUUUGCUGGUGUUAUUGAUACUGGUUUAGGAGCAUGUUCUAAGCUUGAGAGAUUUAGAGCAGGUUUCAAUUUUCUAACAGGGAAUAUACCGGUUGAUAUUUAUGAUGCUGUUUCACUAACAGAAAUAUCAUUGCCACUUAAUAGAAUUAAUGGAACAAUUGAUGAUGGAAUUGUUAACCUUGCAAAUCUCACAGUUUUGGAGCUUUAUUCGAAUAAUUUAACAGGUUCUAUUCCUAAGGAAAUUGGUAAACUUUCCAAAUUGGAAAGGUUACUUCUUCAUGUCAACAAUUUGACAGGUUCAAUUCCAUCAUCUUUGAUGAAUUGUCACAAUCUUGUUGUGUUGAAUUUAAGGGUCAAUGAUUUGGAAGGAAAUCUUUCGGCGUUCAAUUUCUCAGGACUUGGUAGACUUGUUACGCUUGAUCUUGGUAACAAUAGGUUUAGCGGUGUUUUACCGUCGAGCCUUUAUGAUUGUAAGUCACUUGCUGCAUUAAGGCUUGCAUCUAAUAAUCUUGUGGGACAGGUUUCAUCUGAGAUACUUGGACUUGAGUCUCUUUCGUUCUUAUCGAUUUCUACAAACAUGUUGAAGAAUAUCACUGGUGCUCUAAGAAUACUCACUGGCCUCAAGAAGCUUAGUACCCUUAUGCUCUCCAAGAAUUUUUACAAUGAAACGUUACCGAAUGAUGAGAACUUGAUAGGCCCUGAUGGAUUCCAAAAGAUCCAAGUUUUAGGGUUAGGGGGUUGUAAUUUCACAGGUCAAAUACCAAGUUGGCUUAGAAAGCUGAAGAAGCUUGAGGCCGUGGACCUGUCCUAUAAUCUUUUAAGUGGUUCGAUUCCUCCUUGGUUAGGUACACUUUCUGAACUUUUCUACAUAGACCUGUCUGUUAACCUACUUACAGGCCCGUUUCCGAUAGAACUUACGAAACUCCCGGCACUAGCAUCACAACAAGCAAAUGAUAAAGUACAAAGGACUUACUUGGAGUUACCUGUCUUUGCUAAUGCUAACAAUGUUUCUUUGUUGCAAUACAAUCAACUUUCAAGCCUUCCACCGGCAAUUUAUCUCGGAACCAAUCACCUUAAUGGCAGCAUCCCGGUUGAGGUUGGCCAAUUGAAAGUUCUUCAUACGCUGGACCUGAACUUAAACAACUUCUCUGGCAAUAUACCGGAUCAAUUUUCAAACUUGAAGAACUUAGAGACGCUAGACCUCUCGGGAAAUCAACUAUCAGGCGGAAUUCCUGCUUCGCUCAAUAAUUUACAUUUCUUGUCAUUUUUCAGUGUAGCAAACAAUAAUCUUCAAGGUCAGAUACCAACAGGUGGUCAGUUUAAUACUUUUUCCAACUCCAGCUUUGAAGGAAAUCCGCAAUUGUGCGGUUCGGUUAUUCAGCGCCCUUGUUCUUCUCAAAGAAAUGCUACUAGUACUUCAGCUAGUGGCAAAUCCAGCAAAAAAAUAAUAGUCACACUUAUUAUUGUUGUCAGUUUCGGCAUAGCUACUAUGGUAACAUUGUUGACACUGUGGAUACUCUCCAAGAGGAGGGUCAAUCCAAGAGGAGAUUCUGAUAAGAUUGAACUCGAAUCAAUUUCUCCGUACUCAAACAGCGGCGUUCAUCCUGAGGUUGACAGAGAGGCUAGCCUAGUGGUAUUGUUCCCCAACAAAAACAAUGAUACCAAGGAUCUUUGCAUAUUAGAGAUCAUAAAAGCAACUGAAAAUUUCAGCCAGGCAAAUAUAGUAGGAUGUGGCGGUUUCGGUUUGGUUUAUAAAGCAACCUUUCAAAAUGGAACUAAGCUAGCCAUCAAGAAACUUUCAGGAGAUUUAGGCCUUAUGGAAAGGGAAUUUAAAGCUGAAGUUGAGGCUUUGUCAACAGCACAACAUGAGAAUCUGGUAGCAUUGCAAGGCUACUGCGUGCAUGAUGGUUAUCGACUACUCAUAUAUAAUUACAUGGAGAAUGGAAGUCUCGAUUACUGGUUGCAUGAAAAGCCCGACGGUUCGUCUCAACUCGAUUGGCCGACUCGUUUGAAGAUUGCACAAGGAGCAAGUUGUGGUUUGGCCUAUUUGCACAUGACAUGUGAACCGCACAUUGUACACCGUGACAUAAAAUCAAGUAAUAUACUGCUUAACGAGAAGUUUGAGGCACAUGUUGCUGAUUUUGGGUUGUCGCGAUUGAUUCUUCCGUAUGAAACCCAUGUUACAACUGAACUUGUAGGUACAUUAGGUUACAUUCCUCCAGAGUAUGGACAAGCAUGGGUGGCUACUCUAAGAGGUGACGUGUACAGCUUUGGAGUUGUUUUGCUUGAGCUUCUCACUGGAAGAAGACCUAUGGAUGUAUGCAAACCGAAAAUUUCAAGGGAAUUGGUUAGCUGGGUUCAACAGAUGAAAAUUGAAGGAAAACAAGAACAAGUAUUUGACUCGAAUCUACGAGGGAAAGGAUUUGAAGGAGAGAUGCUAUACGUACUUGAUGUGGCAUGCAUGUGUGUAAACAUGAAUCCUUUCAAGAGACCACGCAUCAGAGAAGUUGUUGAAUGGUUAAAAAAUGUUGGAUCAGAAAACCAGCUCAGAAAUAACGAUUAAGAGAGGAACAUUUGUCCUCGAACAAAUUGUGACAGUAGAUAAUGUAUACUUGUGCAAAUUUUACUCUUUUUUUGCUUUUCUAUAAAUACAGAUUGUCAUUUUUUUACAAAUUAUGUAUGUUGACUCAACCUGUGAGAAUAUUAUUGCCAUAAAGAUUUUGUGAAUUAUAUUAUGUGAUCAAUAUCAUCCAUUUUCAAUUGCAGAACUUUCUGUUAUAGGAACUAGUGUCAUUGCUUGUGCAGAAAACUUUCCUUAAAAUUUAACAGAUUAU
Messenger RNA from Trifolium pratense (red clover), 3777 nucleotides. Its product is annotated as tyrosine-sulfated glycopeptide receptor 1-like. Lineage: Eukaryota; Viridiplantae; Streptophyta; Magnoliopsida; Fabales; Fabaceae. The transcript has a single exon. Gene Ontology annotation, biological process: protein phosphorylation. Gene Ontology annotation, molecular function: receptor serine/threonine kinase binding; ATP binding; protein kinase activity. The record is from RefSeq and is a predicted model, not a curated record. The coding region runs from base 66 to 3506 and encodes 1146 amino acids.